Molecule: messenger RNA, 1740 nt
Organism: Purpureocillium takamizusanense
Lineage: Eukaryota; Fungi; Ascomycota; Sordariomycetes; Hypocreales; Ophiocordycipitaceae
Product: (R)-2-hydroxyglutarate--pyruvate transhydrogenase
Exons: 2
Coding region: 1-1740 (579 amino acids)
Cellular component (GO): mitochondrion
Molecular function (GO): FAD binding; catalytic activity
Source: RefSeq, a predicted model, not a curated record
AUGGUCUCACGCGCGCGUCUUCUGCGCGCCGUCCAGGCGCCGGCGAGGCAUUUGACGAACAGCGGCAGCACCAGCACCAGCACCAGCACUAGGUGCGGCCGAAUCGUCGCGGCCGGUAUCGCUCCCGCUUCAACCCCUUUCCCGUCCACCACGCCGACAGCGGCAUCGUCUGCGACAGUGACCUCGCAGCGGUGCCUCUCGACGACGGCGCAGCGUCCGUUAUUUGCCCGCCCGACGCCGGUGCGCGGGGCCAAGCUCACGGCCGAAACGUAUCCGGAACUGAAGCGUGACGACCGCUUCGCCCGCGUGACGCCCGAGGAUGUGGCCUUCUUCCGGGACCUGCUGGGCGAGGACGCCGCCGUGAUUUGCGGCGUUGAUGGUGCGGGCGAUGCGGCGGCGUCGGAUCUGGAGCCGUUCAACGAGGACUGGAUGCACAAGUAUCAGGGGCAGACGCGGCUGGUGCUCCGGCCAGCAUCGACGGAGCACGCCAGCGGCAUUCUGCGGUAUUGUAACGAGCGCAUGCUGGCGGUGGUGCCGCAGGGCGGCAACACGGGCUUGGUGGGCGGAUCGGUACCCGUCUUCGAUGAGAUUGUGGUCAGCAUGGCGCGCAUGAACCGCAUUCACUCGUUCGACGAUGCGAGCGGGACGCUGGUUCUCGACGCCGGGUGCGUGCUUGAGGUGGCGGACCAGUUCCUCGCCGAGCGCGGCCAUAUUUUCCCUUUGGACCUGGGCGCCAAAGGGUCAUGCCACGUCGGCGGCAACGUCGCCACCAACGCCGGCGGCUUGCGGCUUUUGCGCUACGGGAGCCUGCACGGCAGCGUGCUCGGCAUGGAGGCGGUGCUGCCCGACGGCACCGUCAUGGACGACCUGUGCACGCUGCGCAAGAACAACACGGGCUACGACCUCAAGCAGCUACUCAUCGGCGCCGAGGGCACCAUCGGCAUCAUCACCAAGCUCGCCGUCCAGUGCCCGCAGCGCUCGCCCGCCGUCAACGUCGCCUUCUUCGGCAUCGAGUCGUACGAAAAGGCCCAGCGGGCUUUCCGUGAAGCCAAAGCCCAGCUAUCCGAGAUUCUGUCCGCCUUUGAGCUCAUGGACGCCAAGAGCCAGCAGCUGGUGCAUGCCGUGCGGGGCGAGAAGCGGCCGCUCGAGGGCGACCACCCAUUCUACUGCCUCAUCGAGACGAGCGGCUCCAAUGGCGACCACGACUACGAGAAGCUGGAAAAGUUUCUCGAGGAUGUCAUGACAAAUGACGUGGUCGCUGACGGCGUCGUGGCGCAGGAUGCGACGCAGAUCAAGUCCCUCUGGGGCUGGCGCGAGAGCGUACCUGAAUGCAUUGGCCACUGGGGCGGUGUAUACAAGUACGACGUUUCGAUCCCGCUCGCGGACAUGUACUCCAUCGUAGACGACGUCAAGGCACGCGUCGACGAGGCCGGCCUGCUGGGCGAUACGGACGAAUUCCCCGUGCUGGGCGUCAUAGGCUACGGCCACAUGGGCGACUCAAACCUGCAUCUCAACAUCGCGGUCCGGCGCUAUGACAAGGCGGUGGAGCGCGUGCUUGAGCCCUACGUCUACGAGUGGAUCGAGAAGCGCAAGGGCAGCAUCAGCGCCGAGCACGGGCUGGGCCUGGCCAAGAAACCGUACAUCAAGUACAGUCGCAACGACACCAUGCUUGGGCUGAUGAAGCAGAUCAAGAACCUGUAUGAUCCGAACGGCAUCAUGAACCCGUACAAGUAUAUUUGA